Molecule: messenger RNA, 6251 nt
Organism: Fragaria vesca subsp. vesca
Lineage: Eukaryota; Viridiplantae; Streptophyta; Magnoliopsida; Rosales; Rosaceae
Exons: 24
Coding region: 1-5490 (1829 amino acids)
Source: RefSeq, a predicted model, not a curated record
AUGGCACAACAAUUUGCUAGCAGAAAUAGUAAGGCCUAUGGUUUUCUUCCUUGUGGUCAACUACAAAGUCUUCAGGCAAUAUCUCAGACCUUGAAGUUUCUAAAAAUACCGCGUAGAUCACGAAGCGCGGCACCUUUUGUAUUGUCCACAUCAAGUUCUGUAGUAUUCCGUGCAGAUGCAAUCUUUGUGCUGUUGAGAAAGGCCUAUAAAGAUUCUGAUCUGGGAAUUGUUUGCAGAAAGGCUGCUAGGAUUCUGCAUAGGCUUAUAGAGCCUGUUACAGUACAUGAAGGAUCAGCAUCUCCUGAUGAAGUGACAUCUGGAGAUGAAGCAUCAAAAUUAGACAUAACAAAUCCGGCUCCUUUAGUCGAUUACUCAAACUUGUUUGGGGAAGACUUCCAGUUGCUUGAUGAUCACUGGGAUUCAAGCUACCUUAACAUCUUGGAUAUAGGAGUAGUGGAGGAAGGAAUAUUACAUGUUCUUUAUGCUUGUGCGUCACAGCCACUUCUUUGCAGCAAAUUAGCAGAUAGGACUUCUGACCUUUGGUCUGCAUUGCCUCUAAUUCAAUCAUUGCUACCAGCUCUUCGUCCCUCGUCAAGCCGUCCUUCUGACAUUGUUGAUGAUAGUUUCAGUCAAUGGAGACAACCAAUUGUGCAACAAGCCCUAUCUCAGAUUGUAGCAACAUCAUCUUCAUCAUUAUACCGUCAACUGCUCCAUGCCUGUGCUGGCUAUUUAUCAUCAUUUUCCCCUUCACAUGAAGAGCAUUCACUAACUGUCCUAAGCUGUACUUUUCAAGAAAUUAUUUGGCAUUGGUUUGUUUUGCAGGCUAAGGCGGCAUGUGUUUUGAUUGAUCUGUGUUGUAGUGCAUUAGCACCCUGGCUUACUCAAGUGAUUGCAAAGGUUGAUCUGGCUGUAGAGCUUCUAGAGGACCUGUUGGGCAUAAUUCAGGGUGCUCGAUAUUACCUGGCUCGUGCUCGUGCUGCAAUAAAAUACAUCAUUCUGGCUAUCUCUGGUCAUAUGGAUGAUAUCCUGGGAAAGUACAAGGAAGUUAAACACAGGAUACUGUUUCUUUUAGAGAUGCUAGAGCCAUUCCUUGAUCCUGCUGUUGGCAGAUUCAAGGGUAAAAUAGCCUUUGGAGACCUAUCUUCCGCAUAUCCAGAAAAGCAGGAACAGAAUUGUGCUAUUGCUAUUAAUGUGAUCUGUACAGCAGUGCAGAAACCAGCAGUUCUUCCAUCAUUGGAAUCUGAAUGGAGGCGUGGAUCAGUUGCUCCUAGUGUACUACUCUCGAUAUUGGAACCUCACAUGCAGUUACCUCCUGAAAUUGAUCUUCGCAUAUCUCCUGUCUCCAGACCACCGGAGCUUGAACCUUCAUCUGGUUUAUCUCCUGCUGCUUCUCAUCAUGGGAUAGCUUCUUCAAAGUCAAAUAGUCCGGAUGAAUCUGAUGGGAAAACAGAUGAAACAUCUGUAAAAAUGGACACUACAGAAGAUGCCAGUCUUCUUUUUGCUCCUCCAGAAUUGCAUAAUAUAGUACUGACAAAUAUCUCUAGUGGUCCAAAUGAGCAUAGUUCUGUUGCUAACCUUGGGGAUGUUGGGUCUGAACAAAAACAUGGGGUUGGGAAAAGUUUUCUGUAUCAAUUUCCUAGUGACUUAAAACUAGAUUCUGGAUUUUCUGUGGAAUACUUCAACUUGCAAGCAGAUUAUUUCCAACUUAUAAGUUAUCAAGAAUGUGAGCUCAGGGCUUCUGAAUUUCGACGUUUGGCGUUAGAUUUACAUUCACAGAAUGAGAUCACUGUUGAGAGUCAUGAUGCUGCUAUUGAUGCUUUGCUCUUGGCUGCAGAGUGUUAUGUAAAUCCAUUUUUUAUGAUGUCUUUCAGAGGCAGUCCAAAGUUGAUGAACGAUAGAAACACUGGUGGGAUUAGGAGUCCACUAAAGCAUGGAAAUUUGGAGAUGAAAAUGGUCUCUGGAAAGUCUAAGAGUGACCUAGAAACAAUAGCUGCUCUUGAAAGGAAAAGAGACAAAGUUGUUCUUCAAACACUGCUUGAGGCUGCAGAGAUAGAUAAGAAGUACCAAGAUAAGAUUUCAGAUGGACAUUGCAGUCCAUACGACUCUGUAGGAUGCGAUGAAGAACUGCUUAAGUUGUCUCCCUUUGAUGUACAAUCUGCAGAUGCCAUCACCUUGGUUCGGCAAAAUCAAGCUUUGUUGUGCAGCUUUCUGAUUCAAAGAUUGCAAAGGGAGCAACACUCGAUGCACGAAAUUCUUAUGCAGUUUCAAAGAAAGCAAUAUGCAGUUGGAGCCGGAGACAGUACAUGGUAUCCAACGUCGGUGGAUACUGCUUCAAAGACUGAUGAGCUCUCUGUUGUAGACAAUGUUGUCAAUCGAAAAUAUGAAGAAUCCGGGGGUGGAACUGUUGCUUCUGUCAGUAAAGGAUUUGAAGUUUCUGAUCAGGACCAAUCUUUUCGUGUCAUCUACCCUGAUCUCUACAAGUUCUUUCCUAACAUGAAAAAGCAAUUUGAAGCCUUCGGAGAAACCCUUUUGGAGGCUGUUGGGUUGCAGUUGAGGUUCAUUUCUUCCAGUAUGAUACCUGAUAUUUUAUGUUGGUUUUCUGAGCUGUGUUCAUGGCCAUUUCUCUAUAUGGAGCAGAAUUCUUCUCGAAAUUGUUCUGAUCAUUUGAAAGGUUAUGCUUUAAAGAAUGCCAAAGCAAUCAUCCUUUAUAUACUUGAGGCCAUUGUCACUGAGCACAUGGAAGCAAUGGUUCCUGAGAUACCUAGAGUGGUGCAACUUCUGGCAUCCCUUUGUAGAGCAUCUUACUGUGAUGUAUCAUUUCUGGAUUCUGUAUUGCGUUUGUUGAAACCAAUCAUAUCUUAUUCUUUAUGUAAGGUGUCUGACGAGGAAAGAUUAUUGGUGGAUGAUUCAUGUGUGAAUUUUGAGUCCUUAUGCUUUGAUGAGCUUUUCAAUAACAUCAGACCGGUUAUGAACCAAGAUGAUUCUACGGCAAAAGAAUACAACAGAGGACUGACAAUUUUCAUUUUGGCUUCUGUCUUUCCUGAUAUAUCUGCUCAACGUAGGAAGGAGAUAUUGCAGUCCUUAAUGCUUUGGGCUGAUUUUACUGCAUUUGAGCCUACUUCCUCUUUCCACAAUUACCUUUGUGCAUUUCAGAGUGUCAUGGAUAGCUGCAAGCUUCUGUUAAUUCAGACUUUACAAUUCUUUGGUGCCAUCCCACUUCAGCUUCCCACUGAUGGACCACAUGACAGUAGUUUGGAGUCAGACUCAUGGUUCCUCAGAGAUUUGUUCCACACUUCACUUCCGGAUAAGGUCUCCGAAAAGUUGGAAGGUUCUGAUGGUAAUAUUGAGGAUAAGAAGGUUUAUGUUCUAUCUCACGAGGAGAUAGAAGAAUUCUCAAAACACUUGGGAGCUCUCAUUGUUAAGCUUUACUCUACACUUGAGCUUUGUUGGAAUUUUCACCAUCAACUAGCUAAGAAGAUAACUAUUGCAUCUACAGAGUGUUUUAUGUACUUAAGAUGCUUGGCAUCAACAUCAGAAAGAGUUACUGUUGCUCAAGAAAAUGACUCAGAAUUACUUGUUCCUUGGAGCAUUGGUCUAGAAGUAAUUUCUGAAACCAUUUUGACCCUUCAAGAAAACAGAUGCUGGGAAGUUGCAUCUGUUAUGCUUGACUGUGUACUUGCAGUGCCUCAUAAAUUUGGCCUUGCCAAUGUAAUUGGCCUAGUUUGUUCUGCAAUAAAAAAUAGUUGUUUCAAUGCACCAAAACUGGCUUGGCGUCUGCAGAGUCAUAAAUGGUUGUUGAUGUUGCUCUCCAGAGGCCUUCAUUCUCUCAAGGAAUGUGAGGUUCCUCUCGUUAAUUUGUUCUGUACAAUGCUGGGUCAUCCUGAACCUGAGCAACGGAUUAUAGCAUUACAGAUUUUGGGAAAAGUUGUUGGCCAAGAUUUGAGUGGAGGAGCAGACCUACAGUCUUCCUUGUUGUACAAACAAUUAGUUUUACCUGACUUGUUUAUAUCUGUUUCUGAAUCGACUGUAACUAAUUUGGUUUCAAGUACAUGGGAUCUGGUUGUUGUGCUGGCGUCAUCUGAUGUAUCACUACUUGUAAAGACUCGUGCAAUGGCACUUCUUGUUGAUUAUAUCCCAUUUGCUGAACGACGUCUUUUACAGUCUCUUCUUGGGGCAGCAGAUAGUGUUCAUGGAUUAGGAGUGCUUGCCCAUCCAAACUGUGAGGGAUCCUUGUUGAGGCUUUCAUUAGCACUCAUAGCUGGUGCUUGCCUCUACUGUCCAGAAGAAGAUAUCUCUCUGAUUCCUGAAAAUGUUUGGAAGAAUAUUGAGAAUCUAGAAAUGUCGAAAACUGAUGGCAGGCUCGGAGAUGUUGAGAAAAGAGCUUGCCAAGUCUUAUGUAGGUUGAGAGCGGAAGGUGAUGAAGCUAGACAGGUCCUGAGAGAAGUGCUCUCAUCAAGUUCUUCGAAACAAGUUGACCCAGAUUUUGAAAGUACUCGCGAAUCUGUUCUUCAGGUCCUUGCCAGCUUAACUUCUGCAAAGUCCUACUUUGAUGUUUUCUCGAAUAGAAUUGACCAAGAGGUUAUGGAAGUGGAGGAGGCUGAAUUGGAGUUGAAUAUUCUUCAGAAAGAAGAUGCAUUGCAUGCAUCACAUAAAGCUACCGAAGAUGAACACAAGAUUCCUUCCCUAAGCUCUCCUCUGAAAGAUACUGCACGGCUGCAGCAAAUCAAGGAUCACAUUCAUUCCUUAGAAUUGUCCAAGCUCCGUGAAGACAUUGUCACUCGCAGGAAGAGAAAACUUCUUAUGAGACGUGACCGUCAGAAAUAUUUGGAAGAGGCAGCUUUACGAGAAGCUCAACUACUUCAAGAACUUGAUAGGGAGAGAGCAGCUGAAGUUGAAAAGGAUAUUGAGAGGCAGCGAUUGGUAGAACUUGAGCGAGCAAAAACGAGGGAGCUCCGACAAAACCUUGAAAUAGAAAAGGAAAGACAAGCACAGAGAGAUCUUCAGCGUGAAUUGGAGCAAGCUGAAGCAGGUGUGCGACCAUCACGACGCGACUUUUCUUCAACUUACAACAGUCGACCCCGAGAUCGGUAUCGUGAAAGAGAAAAUGGAAGAGCAGGUAAUGAUGGUAGCACAAGAGCAAGUAAUGUGCAGCUUGAAAGUUCCUCCACCAAUUCAUCCAUGGGGACGAUACCAACUGUGGUUCUGUCUGGUACCCGGACAUUUUCUGGGCCGCUGCCUACCAUUUUACAAUCACGUGACCGUCUGGAUGAUGCCGGCAGUGGUUAUGAAGAAAAUCUGGAUGGAAGCAAAGACUCUGGUGAUACAGGUAGUGUUGGAGAUCCUGACUCUUUAUCAGCAUUUGAUGGACAGCCUGGUGGAUUUGGCUCAGGCCAGAGGCAUGGUUCUAGAGGGAGCAAAUCCAGGCAGGUGGUGGAACGGAGGGAAAGGGAUGGUAGACGAGAAGGGAAGUGGGAAAGAAAACACUUAUGACCUAGGGACGUCUGAUUUGUUGGUUAGGACAGUCGGGUACUCGAUCAGGUAUAUGUUGUACGUGCAUGAAAGACUUGGAAGUAGUCGUUCAUUGCUCUAGGGUAGUACAUCCUAGUGGUAUUCCUCAGGGACAAAACCAAUUCAAACAUAUUGUGAAGUAAUACAGCUUUAGAAAUGAGACUCAUCAGAAUUGGAGGCUUUGAGAUGUUGGCUUGGUCAGGUAGAACGGUGAAACUCUAAUUAGGUCUGGUCGUGUAACAUUCUUGUUGUACCACAAACGUUAUGUGUAUCUAAUGACGUGGGUUGAUUUGAUUUUUGACUGCGAGACUGAAUAUGGUAGAUUAGUCCUCUUUACCCAACAAAUGAGAAUGAAAGGCAAAUGAACCUGAGAUUUUACAACCUAGAGUUAUAGAAAUGGAUGAUCCUUUCAUAACCUUAGUUGUAUCUUGCUAGGGUUACACCACAGAUGAGAAGCUAACGUAGUCGGAAGCACAUAGGCUAAACCCUAGACUUCCAUUCGGUGGCCGAACUUCACUCCAUGCUUCUAAUCUCCAGCAGGCAUCGCCUUCCUAGGGUGCUUGGUUGAACAAGAGGUUCGGCUAAGGAAUAGAACUCAAUUGUGUGAGCUAUAUAACAUUGAGUGCCCCUUUUCUGUUGUUUUGGAGCGCUUGGAGUUGUUCAAAGCUGAUAUGUCAGUCCUUACUCCCCUCUCUCAUACUUGCCCUUUUUUGAAAAUAAUAGUAUUUGUUGCGUGAGUUGUG